AGUCCGCAUCGUUCACCAUUGCUGUCGGGGUACUGUUUCACUUGACUUCUUCGUUUUCCCCCCUUUCACAUAUUUUCACCUUUCCCAUAGCGUUCCUCGGCAAUGGAGGCGAACGUCCCCGGAGCAUUUCUGCAUGGCCUUGUAGGCAAGAAGGUGCUGGUGAAGAGCAAGUGGGGUCCCGUGUACGAGGGCAACUUGGUCAGCUGUGACACCUUCAUGAACCUUCAACUUCGCGAUGCGGUAGAGCAUGCCAAGCAAGACACGGAGCUGGGCGAGAUGCUUCUCCGCAACAACAACAUCCUUUACAUUCGUGAGGCUGCCACAGCGUAG
Leptomonas pyrrhocoris is the source of this 330-nucleotide messenger RNA. RefSeq names its product putative sm-f snRNP core complex protein. Gene Ontology annotation, cellular component: catalytic step 2 spliceosome; U1 snRNP. Gene Ontology annotation, molecular function: RNA binding. Bases 103 to 330 code for a protein of 75 amino acids. Gene Ontology annotation, biological process: mRNA splicing, via spliceosome; spliceosomal snRNP assembly. The transcript has a single exon. Lineage: Eukaryota; Euglenozoa; Kinetoplastea; Trypanosomatida; Trypanosomatidae. The record is from RefSeq and is a predicted model, not a curated record.